AUGGCCAGAAGUCCGUUGCAGAUGAUGACUCUGCUUUUAGGCCCACCUGGGUCAGGCAAGACCACCUUGUUGCUGGCAUUGGCUGGAAGGCUUGAUAAAGACCUCAAGGUUUCCGGAAGGGUUACCUACAAUGGGCAUAGCAUGGAUGAGUUUGUGCUAGAGAGGACGUCUGCAUACAUCCGCCAGCAUGACCUUCACAUCCCAGAGCUGACCAUUAGAGAGACGCUUGCUUUCUCUGCACGGUGCCAGGGUGUCGGUGCUCGAUUUGAUAUGCUCUCGGAGCUGCUGAGGCGCCAGAAGGAAGCACACAUCAUACCUGAUGCUGACAUCGACGCAUUUAUGAAGGCGUCUGCUAUCGAGGGAGAAGAGGCCAACGUUGUAACUGAUUAUGUACUGAAGAUUCUAGGACUUGAGAUAUGUGCAGAUACAAUUGUAGGGGAUGAGAUGCGGAGAGGCAUCUCUGGUGGACAACGGAAGCGCGUCACAACAGGUUACAUGUUUUGA
Molecule: messenger RNA, 504 nt
Organism: Miscanthus lutarioriparius
Lineage: Eukaryota; Viridiplantae; Streptophyta; Magnoliopsida; Poales; Poaceae
Source: the annotation of a GenBank genome assembly